AUGUAUGGCUUCCACAAAAUUAAUCGCACUCCCCGGGCACAACGGACUACAUCUGAUGCGCAGACUUGGGAGUUUUCACAUCACAAGUUUCUACGGGGUCGCCCUGACCUUCUCGAUGAGAUAAAACGCAAGGCGUUGGAGCCUGACCCAGGCCUGAAGCAUCGUGUAGAGCUGCCGGGAGAGGUUGCCGCUCAGCUAGCUGCCAUGCGUGAAGAAAACCAGCGCAUGUGGGAUCAACUCAGUGCUGAACGUCGUCGUGCAGACAAACUCGUUUCAGUCGUGAGCCGGCUCUGGGAUGUCGUCGGCAAAGGGUUUGGUGCAGGAAGCGUUCCCGCUUUCCCUAUGGAACUGCUUGAACCGAAUAUUUUUGUGACUUCUCCUCGCGGUUACGAGUCAAAUUCUCCGGCAGGCGAAUACUCCCACCCACCUCCACCCCAUCACGCCCCCUCCCACUCAUUGUCACGACAGCAGAGCUUCCAACAUAUGACAUUCGCUCAUGGCCGGGAGACGGGCUCUCCAAUGCCAGCUUCUCCAAGUUCGAUUGCGAUGGAUAUGUUCGAUGAUUCGGAGCCUCGAAAGCGACCGCGGAUGAUGCCCACUGAGGAAACCCAUCCAAAUGGUAGUCCUCAUCCACACCAUUCAGCCAGCGUAGACUCCCUGUCACCACCCAAGCCACGUGCCAGUCGCGCACGAAGCGACAGUGCUCCCCUUGGCUAUGCCAUCCCUCCCAAUAACCUUGGGCCUUCUUGGCCAACACCAACGGGUGGGGGUCGUCCCCGAAGCGGGAGUGGACUGUCUCACAUGGGUGCGGGUCGUGGCUCUAUGCCCAUUGGCAUGGGAGGAGGAAUGCCCAAUAACGCACCCAGUCGUUGA
This is a messenger RNA of Mycena indigotica, 873 nucleotides long. Its product is annotated as HSF-DOMAIN domain-containing protein. Bases 1 to 873 code for a protein of 290 amino acids. Gene Ontology annotation, biological process: regulation of DNA-templated transcription. Gene Ontology annotation, molecular function: DNA-binding transcription factor activity; sequence-specific DNA binding. The transcript has 3 exons. NCBI's taxonomy places the organism in Eukaryota, Fungi, Basidiomycota, Agaricomycetes, Agaricales, Mycenaceae. The record is from RefSeq and is a predicted model, not a curated record.